Messenger RNA from Parnassius mnemosyne (clouded apollo), 324 nucleotides. The record is from the annotation of a GenBank genome assembly. Lineage: Eukaryota; Metazoa; Arthropoda; Insecta; Lepidoptera; Papilionidae.
AUGAACCACAGACAGUACGGCUUCACACCCCAAAAAAGUACCGAAGAUGCCCUAUAUGACACUAUGGCGCUAAUAAAAAAAGGACUAAAAGAGAAAUCCAUUGUUGUACUGGUGUCGUUGGAUAUAGAAGGCGCGUUUGACAAUGCCUGGUGGCCAGCCAUUAUCAAUGAGCUUCACUCCAAAAAUGUUGACGCGUCUAUGUUAAGGCUCAUAAUUAGCUACUUGUCGGAAAGAGAAAUACACCUCAAGUACGCUGGACAAGAAAUUAAGAAACCGACAAAUAGAGGUUGCAUCCAAGGCUCUACAUGUGGACCCAUGUUCUAG